CCGGUCCCAGGCCGCUUUCGCUGCGCUGGUGGCUCCCGCUGCUCUGCUGCAGCUCAGGACAACUUCAGAAACCCCCACCCCACCCCCAAAGGCUCCCAGAGCACCCAGGGAAGCAGACUUCAGGAAGUCUCACUGGUCCUCCCAGCCCAGUUGCCACAACAAACAUCUGCGAAGACAUUGGCCAUGGGGGAUGUGAAGCUGGCUGCCUCUUCACACGUUUCUAAAGCCUCCCUCAGUAUGGAUCCCUCAAGAGUCGGCUCCAUGCCCCUGGCCGAGGCCCCUGCCUUCAUUUCGCCCCCUCGGAACCUCUGUGUCAAAGAAGGCGCCACUGCCAAGUUUGAAGGGAGGGUCCGGGGUUACCCAGAGCCCCAGGUGACGUGGCACCGAAACGGGCAGCCCCUCCCCAGAGGGGGCCGCUUCCUGCAGGACCACGGUACCCGGGGGAACUUCAGCCUCGUGAUCCACGCUGUCCAGGAGGAGGACAAGGGGAAGUACACCUGUGAGGCCAGCAACGGCAGCGGUGCGCGCCAGGUGACCGUGGAGCUGACGGUGGAAGGAGGUUUGGUGAAGAAGCAUGGUCAGCCUGUUGCUUCCAAAACCUUGGGGGACAGGUUUUCAGCCCCAGCAGUGGAGACCCGGCCUAGCAUCUGGGGAGAGUGCCCGCCAAAGUUUGCUACCAAGCUGGGCCGAGCAGUGGUCAAAGAAGGGCAGAUGGGACGGUUCUCCUGCAAGAUCACUGGCCGGCCCCAGCCACAGGUCACCUGGCUGAAGGGAAACGUGCCACUGCAGCCGAGUGCCCGUGUGUCCAUGUCUGAGAAGAAUGGGAUGCAAGUUCUGGAAAUCCAGGAAGUCAGCCAAGACGACGUGGGAGUGUACACGUGCUUGGUGGUGAACGGGUCAGGGAAGGCGUCCAUGUCAGCUGAGCUCUGCCUCCAAGGUGUGGACAAGGCCAACAACAGCAGGUCAUCUGUGAGUGGAACAAAGGCCUGCAGUUCAGACAUCAGGAGGGAGGUGACCAAUGGAAUCUCCAAGGGGCUGAAACUGGACAGCCUAGAGACUGCGGCCGAAAGGAGGAACUGCCUCAGUCCCCAGAGCGGUGGCCCUCCGGCCUGGGCCACGGCCAGCCAGCCUCAAGCCCUGAGGGAGUGUGAGCUCGAGCCGGGCAGGGACUCAGCCCAGAGGAUCCUGCAGAAGACUUCUAGCGCCAUCACCCUGCAGCCCACAAGGGUGCAGCUGGAACCGAGGGCACCUGUCUCGGGGGCCCUCUCUCCUUCUGGAGAAGAGAGGUCAAGGCUAGCGGCACCCUGUCCAGCCACCCUCCCCACCAGGCAGUCUGGUCCAGGAAGGCAAGACGUUGUGAGCAAGAUUGCCACCAGGAGAUUCCCCAUGGACAGCCAGAGGGAGUCAACAGUCCCCAAAUUUGAGAGCAAGCCCCAAAGCCAGGAGGUCACUGAAGAUCAAACAGUCAAGUUCAAAUGCGAGGUUUCAGGGAUCCCAAAACCGGAAGUGGCCUGGUUCCUGGACGGUGUCCCCAUGAGGAGACGAGAAGGCAUCGUGGAGAUUUUUGAGGACGCGGGAUCCCAUUACCUCUGCCUGCCAAGAGCCCGGGCGAGGGACGGUGGGAAGUACAGCUGCACAGCUUCCAAUCCCCAAGGCCAGGCAUCCUGCAGCUGGACCCUCCUGGUGCACCGUCGGGCCACGAUGGAGGUGGCCCCGUCAUUCUCCAGCGUCCUGAAGGAUUGCAGCGUCACCGAGGGCCAGGAUUUUGUGCUACAGUGUUCGGUACAGGGGACCCCAGCACCCCGAAUCACCUGGCUGCUCAACGGGCAGCCCAUCCGGUACGCCCACUCCACCUGUGCGGCUGGCGUAGCCGAGCUCCACAUCCAGGAUGCCCUGCCGGAAGACGACGGCACCUACACCUGUCUGGCUGAGAACGCCCUGGGCCAGGUGUCCUGCAGCGCCCGGGUCGCCGUCCACGAGAAGAAGAGUGACAAGAAGUGUGAGUGCCUUCUGCCCGUGGCUCCUGGCAGGCCCGUCGCACCUGUCUUCCUGCAGGGCCUCUCCGACCUCAAGGUCAUGGAUGGAAGCCAGGUCACCAUGACAGUCCAGGUGUCAGGGAACCCGCCCCCUGAGGUCCUCUGGCUUCACAAUGGGAACGAGAUCCAGGAGUCCGAGGACUUCCACUUUGAGCAGAGAGGCACCCGGCACAGCCUUUGUAUCCAGGAAGUGUUCCCGGAGGACACAGGCACGUACACCUGCGAGGCCUGGAACAGCGCCGGAGAGGUGCGCACCCAGGCUGUGCUCACGGUGCAAGAGCCCCAGGAUGGCACCCAGCCCUGGUUCAUCAGCAAGCCUCGCUCCGUGACCGCCUCGCUGGGCCAGAGCGUCCUCAUCUCCUGCGCCAUCGCUGGUGACCCCUUUCCCAGCGUGCACUGGCUCCGAGACGGCCAAGCCCUCUCCAAGGACACCGGCCACUUCGAGGUGCUGCAGAACGAGGAUGUGUUCACCCUGGUCCUGAAACACGUGCAGCCCUGGCACGCUGGCCACUACGAGAUCCUGCUCAAGAACCGGGUCGGUGAGUGCAGCUGCCAGGUGUCUCUGAUGCUACAGAACAACCCAGCCAGAACCCCUGUGCGGGGGACGGAGCCUGCCAGCUGCGAGGGCCUCUGUGGUGCUGAUGGUGGUGGCAGCGAGCGCCAUGGGACCCUGAGGUCCUGCUGGCCAGCGAGAGGGCACGGUUGGCCCGAGGAGGAAGACGGGGAGGACGUGAGGGGGCUGCUGAGGAGGCGCGUGGAGCCCAGGCAGCACACCGAGGAGGCGAUCCGCCAGCAGGAGGUGGAGCAGCUGGACUUCCGUGAGCUGCUGGGGAAGAAGGUGAGUACCAAGACCCUGUCAGAGGAAGCCCUGAAGGAGAUCCCGGCCGAGCAGAUGGAUUUCCGCGCCAACCUGCAGCGGCAGGUGAAGCCCAAGACCGUGUCUGAGGAGGAGAGGAAGGUGCACAGCCCCCAGCAGGUCGACUUCCGCUCCGUCCUAGCCAAGAAGGGGACUCCCAAGACCCCCGUGCCUGAGAAGGCGCCACCUCCAAAACCUGCCACCCCGGAUUUCCGCUCCGUGCUGGGCAGCAAGAAGAAAUUACCGGCAGAGAAUGGUAGCAGCAAUGCUGAGGCCUUGAAUGCCAAGGCAACAGAAAGCCCCAAGCUUGUGGGCAGUGCACCACUGUCAGGGUCCCUGAAACCAGUGGGCAAUGUCAAGCCUGCCGAGACUCUGAAACCAGUGGGCAAUGCCAAGCCUGCCGAGACCCUGAAACCUGUGGCCAACACCAAACCUGCCGAGACCCUAAAACCCAUGGGCAACGCCAAGCCUGCCGAGACCCUGAAACCCGUGGCCAAUGCAAAGCCUGCCGAGACCCUGAAACCUGUGGCCAAUGCCAAGCCUGCCGAGACCCUGAAACCUGUGGCCAACGCCAAGACUGCAGAGCCCCUGAAACCCAUGGGCAAUGCCAAGCCUGCCGAGACCCUGAAACCCGUGGGCAAUGCCAAGCCUGCCGAGACCCUGAAACCCGUGGCCAAUGCAAAGCCUGCUGAGACCCUGAAACCUGUGGGCAACGCCAAGCCUGCUGAGAUCCUGAAACCUGUGGGCAACACCAAACCUGCCGAGACCCUGAAACCUGUGGGCAACGCCAAGCCUGCCGAGACCCUGAAACCCGUGGCCAACGCCAAGCCUGCUGAGACCCUGAAACCUGUGGGCAACACCAAGCCUGCCGAGACCCCCAAACCAGCAGGGAAAGAGGAACUCAAGAAGGAGGUCCAGAAUGAUGUGAACUGCAAGAGAGAGAAGGCAGGAGCCGCGGAUAACGAAAAACCACCUGCGAGCCCGGGAACAGCUCCAACCUUCAAGGAGAAGCUGCAGGACGUCCGUGUGGCAGAGGGCGAGAAGCUGCUGCUCCAGUGCCAGGUGUCCUCUGAGCCCCCGGCCACCAUCACCUGGACACUGAACGGGAAGACACUCAAGACCACCAAAUUCGUCAUCCUCUCCCAAGAAGGCUCACUGUGCUCUGUCUCCAUCGAGAAGGCACUGCCGGAGGACAGAGGGCUGUACAAGUGCGUGGCCAAGAACGCUGCAGGCCAGGCCGAGUGCUCCUGCCACGUCACCGUGCACGAUGCCCCGGCCAGCGAGAAUGCCAAGGCCCCGGAGAUGAAAUCCCGGAGGCCCAAGAGCUCUCUUCCCCCCGUGCUAGGAACAGAGAGUGACGCCACUGUGAAAAAGAAACCUGCCCCCAAGACGCCCCCGAAGGCAGCCAUGCCCCCUCAGAUCCUCCAGUUUCCUGAGGACCAGAAGGUGCGCGCGGGAGAGCGUGUGGAGCUGUUUGGGAAGGUGGCCGGCACCCAGCCCAUCACCUGUACCUGGAUGAAGUUCCGCAAGCAGAUCCAGGACAGCGAGCACAUCAAGGUGGAGAACAGCGAGGCUGGCAGCAAGCUCACCAUCCUGGCCGCGCGCCAGGAGCACUGUGGCUGCUACACGCUGCUGGUGGAGAACAAGCUGGGCAGCAGGCAGGCCCAGGUUAACCUCACUGUCGUGGAUAAGCCAGACCCCCCCGCCGGCACGCCAUGCGCCUCUGACAUCCGCAGCUCCUCUCUGACGCUGUCCUGGUACGGCUCCUCCUACGACGGGGGCAGCGCCGUGCAGUCCUACAGCGUGGAGAUCUGGGACUCAGUGGACAAGAUGUGGACGGAGCUGGCCACGUGCCGCAGCACCUCGUUCAACGUGCGCGACCUGCUGCCCGACCGCGAGUAUAAAUUCCGUGUGCGCGCAAUCAACGUGUAUGGCACCAGUGAGCCGAGCCAGGAGUCGGAGCUCACGACGGUGGGCGAGAAGCCCGAGGAGCCCAAGGAUGAAGUGGAGGAGGUGUCGGAUGACGACGAGAAGGAGCCCGAGGUUGACUACCGGACAGUGACCGUCAACACCGAGCAGAAAGUGUCUGACUUCUACGACAUCGAAGAGAGGCUAGGAUCUGGGAAAUUUGGACAGGUCUUCCGACUCGUAGAGAAGAAAACUGGAAAAAUCUGGGCAGGGAAGUUCUUCAAGGCAUACUCGGCCAAAGAGAAGGAGAACAUCCGGCAGGAGAUCGGCAUCAUGAACUGCCUCCACCACCCCAAGCUGGUGCAGUGCGUGGACGCCUUCGAGGAAAAAGCCAACAUCGUCAUGGUCCUCGAAAUAGUGUCAGGCGGCGAGCUGUUUGAGCGCAUCAUCGACGAGGACUUCGAGCUGACAGAGCGCGAGUGCAUCAAGUACAUGCGGCAGAUCUCGGAGGGGGUGGAGUACAUCCACAAGCAGGGCAUCGUCCACCUCGACCUCAAGCCUGAGAACAUCAUGUGCGUCAACAAGACAGGCACCAGGAUCAAGCUCAUCGACUUCGGCCUGGCCAGAAGGCUGGAGAACGCCGGGUCUCUGAAGGUCCUCUUCGGUACCCCGGAAUUCGUGGCACCCGAAGUGAUCAACUACGAGCCCAUCAGCUAUGCCACAGACAUGUGGAGCAUCGGCGUCAUCUGCUACAUCCUGGUCAGCGGCCUCUCCCCCUUCAUGGGUGACAAUGACAAUGAGACCUUAGCCAAUGUUACCUCAGCCACCUGGGACUUCGACGACGAGGCGUUUGAUGAGAUCUCUGACGACGCCAAGGAUUUCAUCAGCAACUUGCUGAAGAAGGACAUGAAAAACCGCCUGGACUGCACCCAGUGCCUCCAGCACCCGUGGCUAAUGAAGGAUACCAAGAACAUGGAGGCCAAGAAGCUCUCCAAGGACCGCAUGAAGAAGUACAUGGCAAGAAGAAAAUGGCAGAAAACGGGCAAUGCUGUGAGAGCCAUUGGAAGACUGUCCUCUAUGGCAAUGAUCUCAGGGCUCAGCGGCAGGAAAUCCUCCACGGGAUCACCCACCAGCCCGCUCACUUCAGAGAGACUUGAAACCGAAGAAGAUGUCUCCCAAGCAUUCCUGGAGGCUGUGGCGGAGGAGAAGCCGCACGUGAAACCUUACUUCUCUAAGACCAUUCGUGACCUGGAGGUGGUGGAGGGCAGCGCCGCCAGAUUUGACUGCAAGAUCGAAGGAUACCCAGACCCCGAGGUCGUCUGGUUCAAAGAUGACCAAUCAAUCAGGGAGUCUCGCCACUUCCAGAUAGACUACGACGAGGACGGGAACUGCUCUUUAAUUAUCAGCGACGUGUGCGGGGAUGACGACGCCAAGUACACCUGCAAGGCUGUCAACAGUCUUGGAGAAGCCACCUGCACAGCAGAGCUCAUUGUGGAAACCAUGGAGGAAGGAGAAGGAGAAGGGGAAGAGGAGGAAGAGGAGGAGUGAAGCAAAGCCAGAGGGAAGCAGUUUUUAAGUCAUGUUACAAGGACUAAUUCUCUAAAGCUCAAAAACUCAAGAUAGCAAAAGCACCUAGUGUGGCAGGGUCUCUAGUUAGGUCCCUUGGGGGUUGAUGGUUCGCCACAGCAGUUGAAACUCAGCAGCAUCGCUGAUGGGCAUUAAUCUGAAUUAGCUGGCACCUUAAGAUCCUGGUGCAGCGGGAUUUCAUUUAGGGAAAUUUCCAGUAACUUGCCUGAUGAAUUCAGUUCAGAGAGAAAGAGCUACUCACCUGGGCCCACCAUAAAUUUCCCAACUGCACCCACCCGUGAAAAAUAAGGCCACAGUAAGGACUCUGGGCUCUGCAGCCCCAGUUUAGCCCAGAGAGGGCCUGGAGAUGGAAGGCCUCUCUCUCUCUCUGUCUCUCUCCCUUCCCCGCACCCCCGCACCCUCCCCCUGGACUACAGACAGCUGGGUCUUCUCCAGGAACACCUCGCUUUAUUCUGAAAGCAGUUGAGCCAUUCUGAUUUACGAGGCGCACUUCCUUCCAAAGUGUACUGCAGACAUCCAAACCUUGCUUCUCCCUCCCCGGUCUACCUGCAGGCUUUCCUGCAUCUGAUCUUGUUGCGAAUUUAAGCACUAAGACCGUUCAUUACACCUCCUAGAUUCUGAAAACAGGCCCCCUGCUCUCGGAUGACUCUGGCUUCCUUAGGAAAACUAAGAUAUCCUUUCUUCUGAAAUCAGUAGGAAUCUAAAGUUAUCCCCCUCUCUGCAAAUGUCUAGCAGCUUCAGACAUUUGGAUAAGAACUCACAGGGGAGAAAAAAAAUCCUUGUUCACGUGCUUUUCUCCUUGAACCGAGAUUCGUCCUUGUGCUGUUACAGACUGUCAGCUCUGUGUGUGUGGAAGAGAUUUCUGUGUUUGGAUGUAGGAAAAGCCAGUUGGCUGAAAAAUUAGUCUUCAUUAUUUAUUGGCCACUCUGAGACAGACUUCAGCUGACAAAGAGCUAUAGGAUGCCACACAUUCUGGACUCUUUCAAGAUAGUCUGAGUUGAAUGCACCUGCAUUUCAACAUCUCCGAAAAGCUCAGCCUGCCUAUGGGUUCACUAUCUUUUUCUUCUUGAGUGUAGAUCAGCUAUGCCUUGCCCCCAACCUUGAAAUGUAUCUUAGACCUCAUAAACUCACUGACUCUCGCAGCUUUAGGAAUUUUUAACUUUUCACGACAUUGGCACUUAAAUUUUUUGCUUUAUAAAUCCUUUUGAAGUUCAUGAACAAAGAACAUAAAUUGUUAUGCCUAAACAUUUCCUCUGUGUGUGUGUGUGUGUAACAUUCCAAAUAUUUUGUUUUCUUUUCCACUGUUUGUAAAGUGACACAUUUCAUAUUUCAAAGGACUUUUUACUAGUUCCUCAAGAACCAAUUUGAAAUAAUUCCAGUGCAAUCCUACACAGUAUCAACAUUAGAACCUUGAUAUUACUUAGUUUUAUGUUAUCUUCCAUUCUAUUUUUAUCUGCUUUUUGCUGCUAGUUUCAAGUUGCCAGUAUUUUUCCUUUUUUGCUUUUUAAACAGUUAUAAUAUUUUUCAUAAUAGCCACAGUAUUGCCACAGUUUAUUAUAAUAAAGGGUUUUAAUUUGACUUAGAGCAAAGAUUUUCUUCGUCACUUAAUUAUGUUUAGCCUAUAACCUUCGUGUGCAUGUACGUUGCGUGCGUGUGCAGGUGUGACGUAUAUGCGUGUUUACAAGUUAAUGCCUUUUUGAAAUUGUGUUCCUGUUCCCUCCGUUUGUGAUGCCGUCAGAAUGGUAGAUGAGAACACUACAGCGUAGUCAGCUCACCGUUUUUAAAUAAAGGAUUACCACAGUGCA
This is a messenger RNA of Lepus europaeus (European hare), 8192 nucleotides long. It is a transcript of the gene MYLK, whose product is annotated as myosin light chain kinase. The coding region runs from base 184 to 6348 and encodes 2054 amino acids. Lineage: Eukaryota; Metazoa; Chordata; Mammalia; Lagomorpha; Leporidae. Gene Ontology annotation, biological process: protein phosphorylation. Gene Ontology annotation, molecular function: protein binding; protein kinase activity; ATP binding. The record is from RefSeq and is a predicted model, not a curated record. The transcript has 33 exons.